CGCCCCUCCCGUCGUCAACAACUGGAUUCCAGCUAUUUGUAUUUUUCGUCAAACUAGCGCUGCUAGCCUGCUAACUAUGACCAAUUGCUUUCGUAUAAAAACGAGGUAGCCUGUUCGGAUAUACGUUUUGUUAAUUGUUGUCUGCUUAAAACACUCUCCGUCGAUAUAGCUCCUGCCCGAUGUGCAGUCCAAUGCAAGCUAAAGGACCGACGAAAGCGGAUAAAUUGCCUUGCACACGGUCCUUUAGCCGCCUGUGAGACCAGCUAACAGCUAACACCGUAGUAGAGAUCUCGUUAGCUGGCUGGCUGACAGCUGGCUAACGUAGCUCUGAUUUACUCCGCGAAACAAUGAAUUGUCUCUGACAUUUAGAGGACUGAGGCCCAGUCGGUUGUCACAUUGGAGUAAACCAGAGCCCAGAAAUAGCAAAGGUGGGACUUGGGUGGCUGCGGUGGUGCCAUUGAGGAUAAGCGGGUGAGCCGUCAGUCAACUUGCCGAUGAACCCCUGGUUUUAAACCUGCCGCAGCUGCCAAUAUGAUGCCGAUGAUAUUGACGGUGUACCUCAGCGAUGGAGAACAGGCGGUGACCGAGGUGCCCAUCACCCCCGAAACAACGUGCCGCGAUGUCGUCGAGUUCUGCAAAGAGCCCGGUGAGAGCGGCUGCCACCUGGCUGAGGUCUGGAGAGGCAACGAGCGAGCGAUCCCCUUCGAACACAUGAUGUAUGAACACUUGCAGAAAUGGGGGCCUCGGAAACAAGAAGUAAAGUUCUUCCUCCGGCACGAAGAUUCACCAACGGAGAGCAGUGAUCAAGGGAGUCAGCAGUCUCAGGAUCAGACGAGUCGCAGAAGUGGAAACACCGGAGAGAAGCACAGUGAGAACGGGGUGGGGAAUCAGCGCGUGGAGCUCACGAUGUCAGAGCUGCAGGAGAUGGCCACGCGGCAGCAGCAGCAAAUCGAGGCUCAGCAGCAGAUGCUCGUCGCAAAGGAGCAACGUUUGCGCUACCUGAAGCAGCAGGAGCGUCGUCAGCAGCAAACCGUUUCAGAGAGCGAGAAGCUGCAGAAGCUGAAGGAGCGCGUGGACAGCCAGGAGGCAAAGCUCAAGAAGAUUCGGGCGAUGAGAGGCCAGGUGGACUACAGCAAGGUCAUCAACGGCAACCUGUCGGCAGAGAUUGAGCAAGUCAGCGGCCUGUUCCAGGAGAAGCAGGUCGAGUUACAGUCAGCAGUGCUGAGGGUUGAGCAGCUCAGCCUGCAGCUGGAGGACCUGCGGAGGGGAAAGCUCAACGGCAUACAGACCGCCCUGGGGGGCCAAGUAUCCGGCACUGCUGCCCUGGAGCUCCGUAAACUCUACCAGGAGCUGCAGAUCCGGAACAAGCUGAAUCAGGAGCAAAACAGCAAGCUGAAGCAACAAAAGGAUCUUCUCAACAAACGCAACAUGGAGGUGACGCUCAUGGACAAGCGCAUCAGCGAGCUGCGGGAACGCCUCUACAAGAAAAAAGCUGAGGCACGUCAAAAAGAAAACCUUCCUCUCAACAGAGCCAACGGGCCUCCCUCUCCCCAGCCAGCUGCUGGUACUCUGGGCCGUGUUGCUGCUGUUGGGCCCUACAUCCAGGUUCCUGUACCGGGUCGACCGGAAGGAGGCUACACCAUACCCGCUGAUCCCCUGAAGCCUCAGACUCUUGGUGUUAAUAACCAGGACAACCACGGCUGCACCAAGUCAGACGGUGUGCGCAAGCCUCCCAGCCCUUGGAAGGUGUCUGAUUUAGACAUCGUUGUGGACCCGGUACCCCCGGCCCUUCCAGAAUCACACCCGGGCACCGGAGCCUCCACUGGCUCUGACGGCACGUCCCCCAAUGAUACAGGUUGGCCUACUUUAGGCAAGACCAACACAUCUCUAAAGCCUCCUGAGAGACGAGACUCUGGGGCCGAUACCCAGGGCAAGAGCCCUCCCUCAGGCUCCCCCGUCGCGCCGAGUGCAGAAAAGGUGCUAGACUCCAAAAUGGCUGUGUCCUCCCCUGCCAUAUCCAAGCCACAGCCUCCUCCCUAUGGCUCCCACCUCAUCCAUGCAACCUCGGCCAGCUCCUUGGAGCGGCGCAAGGACGCGCCUCCUCCUCCUCCUCCUCCUCCUCGCCCGCUCCCGAACCCACCGGCUCCUGCUUGGCCCCGCGUCCCCCCCUCCACAGGCUCGUCCUCCCAGCAGAUCCAGCAGCGGAUCUCGGUGCCGCCAAGUCCCACCUUCCAGCCCAAUGCGCCGCUGUUCCCUCCCGGGCUGAGCGAGCGACUGGACCCCCCGCCCGCUGUGGCAGUACGCCCCUUCAUCCCAGACAGAGGGUCGCGGCCUCAGUCGCCCCGAAAGGGCCCCCCCACCAUGAACUCCAGCUCCAUCUAUCACAUGUACCUCCAGCAGGCAGCGCCAAAGAGCCAGCCACUCAAGCCUGCUCUCAAAGCAGUUUAUGGGAAGCCUGUCCUCCCCCCCAGCUCGACUCCCCCCUCGCCUCUCCCUUUCGUCCAGGCCGGAGGGGCCUUCCCGUUGCUCCAAGGCCACCCGGGGGUUGAGGACGCUUUGGACGGAGAAUUUGACGAUCACGAUUUCUUCCAGCACCACCCGGAGCCCUUAGCGCCUCCUCCCAGUGUGGAGAACAUCCCCCGACCACUCAGCCCCACUAAGCUCACGCCCAUGGUGCACUCCCCGCUGCGCUACCAAAGUGACGCCGAUCUCGAGGUGCUCCGCAAAAAGCUGGCCAACGCUCCGAGACCGCUCAAGAAGCGCAGCUCCAUCACAGAACCGGAGGGCCCCAGCGGACCCAACAUCCAGAAACUGCUCUACCAGAGAUUCAACACUCUAGCGGGAGGCAUAGAGGGAAAUGGAGUCGGUGGAUCAGGAGGUGGCACCGGUGCGGGUAACGGAAUGCCAUUUUAUCAGCCAGCUAAUCCUCCCGCAUAUCUGGGAGGCGACUCAGACAACGGUAACCUCCCCUCUGAGCCACCGCCACCAGGGGCGCAGGAACCGGGCACCGAGGCUCCGCCUCCAUCUACGAACGACAACGAGCCGCUGCCCUCGCCACCAGAGCUGGAUCCUGCCGACGCAGAGGACGACAACAAUAACAACACGGGAGGCUCUGAGGCGUCGCUGCCCAGCCCCGUGCCGGAGGUGACCACUCCAGAGGAGAGCGGCACAGGGGUCUCGCAGCUCCUGGACAAGCGCACAAACCUGAAGAAGCCAAACUCUGAGCGCACCGGCCACGGCUUCAGGGUGAAGUUCAACCCUCUGGCCCUCCUGCUGGACGCCUCGUUGGAGGGAGAGUUUGACCUCGUCCAGAGGAUCAUCUAUGAGGUAUGUCACGACUGUGUGGAAAAUCCAAGCACUGCCAAUGACGAGGGCAUCACACCCCUGCACAACGCAGUGUGUGCGGGACACCACCACAUAGUCAAGUUCCUGCUGGAUUUUGGUGUGAACGUCAACGCUGCAGACAGUGAUGGAUGGACUCCGCUCCACUGCGCCGCCUCCUGCAACAGCGUUCAUCUCUGCAAGGUGUUAGUGGAGUCUGGGGCGGCCAUCUUUGCCAGCACCAUCAGUGAUGUGGAGACUGCUGCGGAUAAAUGCGAGGAAAUGGAGGAGGGUUACAUCCAGUGCUCCCAGUUUCUAUACGGUGUUCAAGAGAAGAUGGGUGUAAUGAACAAGGGGACAGUGUACGCUCUGUGGGAUUACAAAUGUCAGAACCAGGACGAGCUGGCGUUCGGCGAGGGGGACGCCAUCACCAUUCUGCGACGACAGGACGACAGUGAAACGGAGUGGUGGUGGGCGCAGCUUGAGGACAACGAGGGCUACGUGCCCCGCAACCUGCUGGGGCUCUAUCCUCGGAUCAAGCCUCGUCAGCGCUCCCUGGCAUAGUGUCACUCCACUGACCAUCAGCUGAACUAGGAACAAAACCAAGAGCAGAGAACAAUAGGGUCUGGUGCUCUGUCUUCUCCCUGUGGCCAUAACCCCCACUCCCCCUUGUGCUUCUCACAAAAUCCUUUCUUUUUCUCUGAAGCAAUGGGCACCAAAGUCUUGACACACAUAUUUACAGAAGCACACACUUACACAAGCACUCCGAAGGCUCUUAAACCACUCCAUCCUGAUCCCGCUCUCUCUCUCUCUCUCUCUCCUCCCACCUUUCAACCUAUUGCUCCGUCAUCGUCCCGACAUGAUUCACCCCGGUUCAGUGUCCGCUCUGUAUCCGACAUCGACUCGAAGAAUAAAACACUAACCCGCGUCUCAGUAUUUCUUGCAGUGUUCACACUUCUUCCGCCGUGAGUUCUGUGGUGGCACUGGUUGCAUGACACUAAACGGGGACUGGAACGAUCAGCCCUCAUGGUGAGGAGACGACGCUGAUUGUUGUUGUUGGUGAAAUUGACUUUGAAUUUGAUCCCCUUGCACGAAAAACAAACUAACUAACACAGAAAAAUGUGCUCUGUUUGAUUUCGCUGUCUAACCACCAAAGAUGAAUAUAGAUUUUAACAAUUACCCUCCAAUCAGUAGUUCACAGCUCCUUCUAGAUGUCGUCAUGAUUUAGAAAGGAAGAAGGAAAAUGUUGUUGAGUAUUAACUACACGGGCCAGUCCGAACAAAUCAAACGUAUUCAAGCAAAGAUGAAUAUAGAUUGUCAUGAACAUCAUUUUUCAUUCAGUGUCAUCUGUUCAGAACCUGGAUGCAGGGUAAUCCAGCUUUUCUGUUUUAUGGGAUUUCAAGAUCUAUUAAGUUGUGUGAAAAAUACUGAGUCUGGAUGUUUGGUAAUCUGAACGAAUGCUGUAGUUUCCGAAAGAUACUGUGAUGGAAAUAAUCAACAAACAGUAUUUUGCUUUACCAAAAAAAGGUUAAUUGAGAAGCUGUGACUGCAUAACAUCUGGAGAGUGUGUCUAAAACGGUACAAAUGUCAAAUAUAUCUUAAUUUGGGUAUUUAGGGAUUGGGAAAAACAAGUUGUUUUAUAGUUUUAAAUUCCACAGUGGUGAGGCUCCACAGCGACAGAAAGAUGCUCGUUCUUGAUGGUGUUAUUGGGACAUUCUUGCUAAUUUCAAGUCCUUUGCAGUCUGUAUCAUGUUUUCAAACAUUUGCAUUAAGUUGGUCCUCACUUCAAAGAUUCAUUCAUUCAUUUUUUUCUGACUUCUGGCACCUGAUUAGAUUUCACCUUUAACUUGACAACAUGGCAAGAAGAUCAUGAAUUGCAAAUAAUGAAUGAAGUCCAGACACUGUGCCUCAAAACCACUGAAAUCAUCACCCAAACCAUAAUACAAACUGUUUACCACAUUAGAAGUUCACACUCGAUAUCAAUAACCUAGUUAUUUUCUUCUACCAGCUGCUGAGCAUGUCUCUGGUCAUCUAAUGCUGCAGGUAUUUUUCUGUGGCUGUGACAAAACCCCACUUGAAACACUUAAUCUCAGGACCACCAUGGUGCUGCUGACACUGUUCCACCACUAAACUAGUGAUCAUAUUUCUAUUUGUAUCUCUGCAAACAUCACCUUCAUUUGAGCGCCGUACCGAACAAAAACACAGUACAAAAUUGGAAAAUCUCUCUCGGCGAUGGACAAAAAUGAUUGAUAGAUGAAGAGAAGGUUAUUAUGUCUGAAAUGUAAAUCUGUCAGACCUGAUAACCUUCUCCUAGUUCUGUUCCUCCAGCUGCCCCUCUUUCAGGUAUUCACCAUUCCAGUAACACUCAUACAUGUGUUAUACGUCACAUCAUUGAACAUCUAGAGUCCAUCAACUUGUUCUGAGCCUUGAGUGUUAUGCCAAGUGUGCUAGUGGCCCAGGCUCUACAUGGCUUAAUCUGUACAUAGUGUGAGGAGACGUGCUAUAUGUUUGCUGUAUGGACAAGUGGGCUUUCUGUAUGAACGCUGUACUCACAGAUUGAAUUAUGUAAAUGUGAAGAAUAAAACAGAAGCUCUGGCAUGA
Anarrhichthys ocellatus (wolf-eel) is the source of this 5922-nucleotide messenger RNA. RefSeq names its product protein phosphatase 1, regulatory subunit 13Bb (gene ppp1r13bb). The transcript has 19 exons. The record is from RefSeq and is a predicted model, not a curated record. Gene Ontology annotation, biological process: regulation of apoptotic process. Lineage: Eukaryota; Metazoa; Chordata; Actinopteri; Perciformes; Anarhichadidae. The coding region runs from base 532 to 3885 and encodes 1117 amino acids. Gene Ontology annotation, cellular component: nucleus. Gene Ontology annotation, molecular function: p53 binding.